AAAAGUCAAGUACAUCAGCGAUCAGUAUGUCAGUUAAAAUCACGAUUAACAAAAAAUGUUUUCUAAAAUUAUCAUCGUUUGUGCAACAUUGGCUGUAGUACGAGGUGGUAACCUAGGUUAUGGCAACCAUCCCGUAUCACAGUAUAACCAAAGAGCAGCAUUGGACCCUUAUAGGUCCUUGGCAUAUAGAAAUGGUCACGUGAACCUGGGUUGGAAUCCAUCCGGUGCCCCACAGGUGGCUUACUCAGGUUACGCCAGUCCUGGACCUUAUGCUGGCUCCUUGGCUUCUCCUAAUCAUGUACUCCAUAACUCACCCCUCGCCUAUUCUGGUCUUAUAUCCCGUCCUUCUAAUCCUUUAUCACAUCUUAACUCCCCUCAUGCCAAUCCUUUAUAUAACGUGGGUUCCCUAGGACACUCAGAUCUUUUACCACGUGCUGGUGCCUUAGCUCAUUCAGCUUCUGUCAGUCGUGGUCCUCUUGUCCACGCCACAUCCCAAGUCAAUGCCGUUUCUCUAUUUCAAUCAUCGCCCCUCAACUACGGAGGUUAUUUUGGACACAAUCAACAUAUGAACGAUUAUUACUCUCAUCCUAAGUAUCAAUAUUCAUACUCGGUGGAAGAUCCUCACACUGGUGAUCACAAGUCCCAGCACGAGGCCCGUGACGGUGAUGUGGUGAAGGGUGGAUACUCUCUCCUUCAACCGGACGGUUCCUUCAGGAAGGUGUCAUACUCCGCCGACGACCACAAUGGUUUCAACGCGAUAGUUCAGAACUCCGGACCCAACCACCACGUCUACUCCGCUCAACGUCAUCACUAGUUAUUAAUUAUUUAUAUUAUGAUGAAGUAUUUAAAUAUGAAUUUGCUAGAUUUUGCUUGUCUGUGAUCGAAUACAUACAUAUAUAAAUAAAUAAAAUAAUGUUUCAAUUGAAUAUAAUUAUAGGAGACGAUUUACUGUGAGCUUUCAAAUCUAAGCUGCCAUCCUUGAUAUGUACAAAAUAAAUUUAGUUAUUUAAAAAUACAACAAUGUGGUGAAUUAUAACGUUAUAACUUCAAAGUAUUGGCUUUUUAAUAUUUUAUUUAUUUUUAUAGAUCACUUACAGCAUGAAGCAUAUUAUUUUGUUUUUCCUUUGACAAUAUAUUGUCACGUAAUACUCGUACGAUGGCACUUGAAUGAUUUCGUUGUUAGUCAUAAGAAGCAACAUCUACUUGUCCUUAAUUUAAUUAAAACGUUAAUGGAUCGAUUAUAAAAAUAUUUACUUCGCGUUGGACAGCAAAUAUAGAUAAAUUAAUGCUAUUAAAUUUACUUUUUUAAGAAUAUAAUGCAUUUAUGAUAUCCCUUAAACUCACUAAUAGAUUGUACAAUUUGGAAAUUCUUUUUUGGUAUAAACGUCCUGGUUAAGGAAAUUCAAAAAUUGUACGAAUAAAACUAAUUGAAAAAAUAUAAAUAUCUCUCAGGUAUUUGAUAUUUUUACCUCGAAGACUAUUUAGUGGAUUUCAUUGAAACUUAAAAAUAAUCAUAGGUAGCAAAACAUUAUUGUAAUGUAGGUAUAUAUAAUUAAUGUAGAAUAAAAUAUAAAAGAAUUGCGGAGAGACGGAUCUAAUCUUAUGGGACUAUAUAUUGUACUC
Molecule: messenger RNA, 1623 nt
Organism: Danaus plexippus (monarch butterfly)
Lineage: Eukaryota; Metazoa; Arthropoda; Insecta; Lepidoptera; Nymphalidae
Product: larval cuticle protein A1A-like
Exons: 4
Coding region: 56-814 (252 amino acids)
Cellular component (GO): extracellular matrix
Source: RefSeq, a predicted model, not a curated record